Boleophthalmus pectinirostris (great blue-spotted mudskipper) is the source of this 1902-nucleotide messenger RNA. RefSeq lists its product as uncharacterized. The coding region runs from base 720 to 1523 and encodes 267 amino acids. Lineage: Eukaryota; Metazoa; Chordata; Actinopteri; Gobiiformes; Gobiidae. The record is from RefSeq and is a predicted model, not a curated record. The transcript is spliced from 7 exons.
GCGCCUGCCCCCUCUGCAUCUGACACAGACGGGACACGGACAUGCAGUGGGUGUCGCCCGCUCUCAAUAUUACAAGGCUCCAGACUCACAAACGCAUAGCAAACAUGCACCAACUUGGGCUGACGCACGGCACAAUCUGAGGCCCCCCUGCUAGCAUCGGGAUCCGCAGCGGAUCCGCUUUCAGUCCGCCAAAUCCGCCCCACAGUCAGUCCGCUUUGCGGAUCCGCCGCGUUUUUGUUCCGUAUUCGCUUUAUGACUGUUGACUAACCCAAAUCCUUUGGCAGCCUGCUGUCACAGAGAGGAUAUACGGCUAUAUCAUUUUACAUACGCACAGUGAACGCGCAUAUAAUACUGCAGUCAGUAUUUGUGUUCUAUAAUGAGCGGAUCCGCGGCUAACCCGUUUCAGAUCCGCUGCGCGGACGCGCCUUUGACUUUAUCGCAAUUAGAAGAAAGAAAAAGAAUCACCCACCUAAUGUCCUAAUUGAAAGUAAAUAGUUAAACUGUUCACUGUAUUAGCCAUUAUUAAAGUUAAUUAACGUUGUGCUCAUGCGUGGAGGUUGAACACUGCUGAAGUGCGACACAGCAGGUCCGCGGCUGGUCCGCGUCACAUCAGUACAGCGGACGCGCCACUGAAAUUCCCGCCGUAGAGUGGAGCAGGUAGACUGGACCCUGACUGGACCACACAGUGAUACCUUCAGAAGGAGUUACCGUGUUUGACAAUGUACCAUCUAAUUGAAUUCACAAUUAAUAAGACGGUGGCAGUUGCCCCAGCAAACUGGGUCAACGAUGGAGUGUGCUUGUGGCCACCAUACUCAAAAGAUGGGCGGGUCACAAGGGCAGCAAAAACACAGGAAGUGCCUGGAGAGGACUGGGAUGAGUUUGAUGUGCGCAUAAUAAAAACAUGCGCACACUACCUUGAAGCCAGGCAAGCCCUCAACAAGGCUUUGACUUGUGCCACCUCAGACCUCCAAUCAGAAGAUGAAAUGGUGCCACCAAAAAGAAAGAGAAAACCAAUACAUUAUUUUGGAGAUACUGAUGAGGACUCUGACUUAGAAAUUCCUCACAGAAGGAAGAAGCAAAUACCUCCACCACCAGUGCCACCGCCACCAGUACCACCUCCAUCGUCAGCACCUGUACCAGAACCAGCUACAAUAGAAGAGGACGCUCAUCCUGCUCCAUCUAACUCCAGGGCAGUUGAACUGGUAGAAGUGACAUGCUUGUCUGUUCACAUUGGCAAGCUGGCUACAAUUGGUGGGCAAGACCCCAAAUGUAUAGUGAGGAGCAUUCUUGCCCACAUCUUGGCAGACAGAUGUGCCUGUAAAAUCAGCUGGAAGGGGUCGAAUGAGAAAAUGCCAUUCAAAGAUUUGGCUCUGAAGACCCUAGUUUUACAAGCUGCAAAAAAGAACAAUCUAUGCCGGGGAAUCACUGAUGUGGAGGUGUUCCAGCACUGCAUCAGGUGGUUCAACCUGGCAGCAGAUAGGGGUCAGGGCAGGAAACGCCCUUCACCCUCCCCCACCCCUUGAGUUUUAUUUUUGGCAGGAGCCAAUGCUGUGGGAAAAGGGAAGGACAUUGAAGGAGUCAGCGGGCUCAGCACCUCACCAUGCACAUGACUCCAAAUCUCCCACUCUCCACACUGUCUACGUACAACCACCCAUUUUAUACUGGUGAUAAACUCAAAUUAUAUUCUGAUCAGAAUAUAAUAUAAUAAUAAUAAUAUAAUGCACUCGAGUGUAUUAUUUUAUUUGUUAUUUAUUAUUGUUUUAUUUGUUGUUGUUGGUUGCGCAAACUGUUUUGCAUUGGUUAUACUGGAAUUUUAAGGGUAUGUCAUACAGACGUAUGUUCUUAGAUUGUUCAUUAUUUAUAUAUUUAUAAAUGUAUUUAUAUUUAAACAAACAUUGUUUA